This is a messenger RNA of Morchella importuna, 318 nucleotides long. RefSeq lists its product as uncharacterized. The coding region runs from base 1 to 318 and encodes 105 amino acids. The record is from RefSeq and is a predicted model, not a curated record. NCBI's taxonomy places the organism in Eukaryota, Fungi, Ascomycota, Pezizomycetes, Pezizales, Morchellaceae. The transcript is spliced from 6 exons.
AUGUUUGUAAUAGCAGUCUACGUCUACUUAAAGUACAGUGUAGUUCUGAGAGUUGAUAUGUCUUCAGGGAGUAAUGUGGAUAUACAGACCAGCCUUCUAGCUACUGGAUUCCCCUUCCUCUCUUUCGCUCCUAGUGAGAGUGGCGCUCCAUCCAAACAUCGAACGUCAAGUUCAUAUAGGCUUCGACUACGGGGCAUCACUCGCCUCAAUUUUUCUCUUUCCCCCUCUCGCUCCGAGGUCUCCCCUUGGAGAUUCGGUAAUCAAGAACCAACUGGCACCAGUGAGAGUGGCGCUUUAUCCCAAAAGGGACUCAACUAA